AUGGCACAGCUAAAUUGUCCACCGUGUACGCCGUGUGCAUCCGUCUGCAUUGAACAUCAGCCCAUUCAAACGGAAACAUCGGUGGAUAAUCCGUUCCACACACCACGGGAACCUUCAGCGGCAGAUAUUCAAGCGUACCAGGCCGAGUUACAGACGAAUCCCGUCGGAUUGCCGGCCAGCGAGCCGCCUCCAUAUCUACCCCAAAGAGAUGGGAAUUCCGAUGGUUACCCCCUGGCCAAGCCUAUGGAUCCUAUCGGUCCAUGGGCAACGGGUCGCGUGGAUUGGGGUGUGCUGUCCGGACAAACGGGAACACGACCGGUGGUGAAUCAGUACUCCAUCACGCGAUACAGCGUGGAUGAGUGGCGUCAGCGGAAUGCGGACAUGAUAGCCGCUUGCCAGAGUACCGUGGAUCAGAGCGUUCGGGUGGAGAACGCCAGUAAGAAUACGAUCACCCGCACGUAUGCGACGGCAGACAAGACGCAAACCGACUGUACGCAGAGUUUGCACGUGCGUGCAAAGAACGUCGAUGAUUUGAAAUCCGAACUUCACCGUGCGAUUGCUGCCAUGCAGGAAGAAAUCUCAACCAUGGAACGCCAGCGUCGUAGGCUGAAGCAAUCACUCGCCGUGUUGCGUAUGCCGGAGGCUAUUGCAAGCGAAUGUCUUGAACGUCGCACCGGACGUCCUGACACGGAAUUGAUACGCGACCGGCCUGAGGAAGAGCUGAUCCGCGAAAUCAGCCAAAUAGCGGAGAUCAAAGCCAUUCUGCUGAAAACGCUCGCCAACAUCGAGCAGCAGCAGAGCGACAACCGCGCGGUACGUCAGAGGAUGGAGUUCGAUUGGAGCGAGAAGAAGGUUGCCCACGAGAACGAUGCCGUCAAUUGCAAUCUGCGGAACCAGUCCACCAACACGCUCUUUAAGCCAGGGGCGACACGUUGUUCUAAUGAGCAGUCUACGGAAAUUUAUUGGGAAAAGUUUACACGAGAAACGCUCACCAUGUUCAACGACUGCCGCUUGAAGUCUGAACAGUUGCGCAACACACUCGAUGCCAUCCUGACGAACGCUGCCCGUGAUCUUCGGACGCAAGCCGAUUGCGUGGAGCGGGCGUUGGCUACGCGCAUUUCGUGCAUGGAAGAGAUACGUGAAAAACUCGAGAUCGAUCUACGAACGACGUUGCAACGUUUGGCGGACACUGAAAUACAAAUCGGUAAACUGCAAGUGGCAAUACGCAACAUGGAUUAUGGCAUGAUGGUAGUGCAUACUCGACUGGAUAACAGGAACCAGCGUCCGCGGGUCGAAAACUGUCGCGAUCAGCCGCAGGCCCUUCUGAUCGCGGAGGUUAAGUCCCUCGAAGAGGGCACCUCGGCCAUGAAUGCCCUGCUUAAACAGGAAGAAGACGUGAAGCAGGAGUUGGUAAACCGCCGGAACGAGCUGGAGCGCGAGAUAAUGCUCAAGCGACGCACCAUCGCCAUCGACCGGGACCGCUGCCAAUUACUGCGGUCCCACUUUCCUUCGUCAACUGCACUCAGCGGAUACUAA
Anopheles bellator is the source of this 1536-nucleotide messenger RNA. RefSeq names its product tektin-4. Gene Ontology annotation, cellular component: nucleus; microtubule cytoskeleton. NCBI's taxonomy places the organism in Eukaryota, Metazoa, Arthropoda, Insecta, Diptera, Culicidae. The transcript has 6 exons. The record is from RefSeq and is a predicted model, not a curated record. Gene Ontology annotation, biological process: cilium assembly; cilium movement involved in cell motility. Bases 1 to 1536 code for a protein of 511 amino acids.